AUGAGCCGGAAGGGAAACAAACAACCGGGUAUUCCACCCAUCGAAGUGACUUUAUCGACGAUUUUGUCGGCGUCUAAGGCACUUCCACAACAAAUUGAGUCAAACAACUUUUCGGAGAUCAUCGCCUCCCUUCAAAAGAUACUCCUUCCACUCUCUGUGAAAUACCCGUCUUUACAAUACCACCAAAUUUAUUUGACGUGUUCCCCAUUUCUCGACCUCUUCCAGAAAUAUCUCCAGACAACCAAAACGGACUUAGACAUCAUCUCUUCAAUUGUCUUGUCGAUCCCAGACGCCGUUGUGCGGACGUACUUGUUUAUAAAUAUUUGUAUAGCUUCGGUCCAUAAAGAACUCCACUGCCCCAAUCGAACACUCAGCGCUUUGUUAAUGGUUGUUAAAACGGUGAGUGUCCCUCUAUUCAGACUCUUCAUCUUAAAUCAUCUGUUCGAGCUUUCUGUGGAGAUAUAUAAGGAUAAUGAAGUGCUCACAGUACAAUAUUUACUCGCUCAUAUUCCAUUGUCACUUGCUGCCGUGUCCUUAGUGUUGUCGAACGACAGAAUCCCAUCGGACCACACUGCACCAUUAUGUUCAAUUGCGUUGAGGCCAUUGAGACUUCUGUCGACCAUUGGAAUUACUCCGCCGCUCUUCAGAUCGAUUAUGAAAACACUCCACCCCGCAUUGGUGAGUGCACACAAAACAGCAACGGAAUUUUUCUUCCUUAUCCUCACACAGACGUUUCAACUCAAUUUACAGUUGGUUUGUAUGCCAGAGAUCAUCACGACGUUGACCGCACCACAAUGCGACGUCGACUUGAAAAUGUGUUUGGGACCCUUCAUCGACAAAUUGGCGACACUUCCGCCAGAGGAACAUUACGACGUGAUCAAUUUGAUGCGUUCGAAAAUCGUUGCGAACGUCCAGUCUGCACUAACUCCUGCAAACGAUGCCGCGCUGUUAGUGGUGUCUUUAUAUAAAACAGUACUCAGUUGGGUGAACGCAGAAAUGGUCUGUAAAUACACGGGAGACACAUUCGCUGCUCUUGACAUCAUUGCGGGGAGUAUUCCGGCGCCGACGUCUGUGCAAUUCCACAUUUGUAGUUCUCUUGAAUUAGCAAUGAAGAAGAUGCCUUUGAUGAAUGUGCUGAGGACAACCAUGAUGACAAAUUUAGUCGAGAAAUUGUCCGAACCCAACAAGAAGAAGAUCUCUCGAAUGAUUAUAGAGAAUCUCCAAAAGCAGUACCUCUUCCUCAAAUCAUUUAAAGACGCAGAGUACAUAUUAGAUUUGGUGAAACCGAUGUUACACCCGGAUUUGAACGAUGUUGACGGUAUGAAUGACCUCUCACUGGGGCUCUCUGUGUUCUCAAGAAUUACCAUUGGAAACAUGGGAGUAGUUCCUCUGACACUCAAAUUGAUCGACACACACAUUGACUUGGCUCUUGGUGAAAUUGCGUUGAAAUCUGCGGCCGAGGCCGAACUCCGAUUAGUCAAAAAAGCGCAUUCGGACUCGGAGAAAUACGUGUUGUUUCAAAGACUUUUGAGUCGUGUGCAAUGCUUGAUGAGUAAAGACGUCUCCUCUGCGGUUGGGUUGUCUAUGGAAAUGGUCUUAGCUGGGGAGAGUGUGUCGUACAAGCACUCCAUUUAUUUCUAUGAAGUUGCCUUGUCGCAGAUGGAAAUGCUUAGUGACGACUUCUUGCGAGCGGAGUGUCUUGAGAAGAUCAUUGGUGCGACGAGUUUGAUGACACAGAGAGGUGAUUAUCUUGACUUAGUCAACAUGUUACAGAAGUAUGCGAAGUCGAUCAUCAAUCGUCCAAGGAAGUGCAAAGAGUUGUUACAAGUCGUUCAUUUACUGAAGAGUGGGUCUGACGAGGAGAUCAAAAAGAUUAUAAUAGAUGUGAUGGAAACUGCCAAGAAUUGUGAAAUGGAGUGUGCGGAGCGAUUUAGGGUUGAAGCGAUCAAUCACUUAGUGUGGUGUGUGAAGAGGGUUGGAUUUAGUGACAAAGAGUUUACGACAAAAAUGGUUGCCAUUGCGCAAGAAGGUCUGAACGACAUCUUCCCACAACAAGUCAAAAACGCGUUUCUUAACGCAAAAGCAGCUUUGACUGAAUUGAACGCUUUAAGUUGUUGUUUUUAA
Messenger RNA from Entamoeba invadens IP1, 2124 nucleotides. RefSeq lists its product as hypothetical. Gene Ontology annotation, biological process: intracellular protein transport; retrograde transport, endosome to Golgi. The record is from RefSeq and is a predicted model, not a curated record. Bases 1 to 2124 code for a protein of 707 amino acids. The transcript has a single exon. Lineage: Eukaryota; Evosea; Mastigamoebida; Endamoebidae. Gene Ontology annotation, cellular component: retromer, cargo-selective complex; late endosome; retromer complex.